UCCAAUGACCAAAUUCCAUGAAAUUGACUUCCAAGUUAGUGAGUGACUCUGAACACGCCUCUCCAUGCUCAUUCCCAUGCCUUCAUUCAGACAAUCACCAUCUCGCCUGAAUUACAGUCACAACCUCACUUACCGCUAACAUCCCCUCUGCACUGCACAGCCAGCGACCUGGGCAAAGCAGCAAUCCAAUGGAGUCAUUCCUCUGCACCCAGGCUUUCAGGGGCUCCAAGUUUACAAGACCCAUUCUGGCCCAAGAACAGCCCUCCAGUUUAAUUUUCCCCAGCUUCAUCAUCAUGCCCUACAUUUUUAGCCAAAGAGAAUUAUUUGCUGUUUGGGACCAUGUGUUCUCUCUGGCUGGAACAUCUCCCCUGCACUCAGUUGCCCGGUUAACUCCUUCUACUUCAUCUCCGAUGACGCCUCCUUCAGGAAGUGUUUCCCCCCUGAGAUGCGACGCCCAUUCCUCCGGGCUCUCAGUGCACAAAUGCAGAACCUCAUCAGCUCUUCCUUGGGUUCCUGCAGCUGGUCCUGCCACCCCACUGAGUGCCACACUUCCGUUCUCUACGCAGCAGUCAGACUUUUCUCUCUGAAAGGCAAAUCUGAUCGUGUGGCUCCUGCUGCCCUUAGGGUCAAGUCUAAACUCCUAGAGUGAAUUACAAGGCCCUCUGUGGUGGAGGCUGUUGCAGCCUCCAGUUCAGCCCAUCCCAAGCCCUCUGUGCUCCAGCUGUCCCGAAUCUCCCGCCAGCCCUCCAACAUGGCACCUGCUCUCCAGCUCUGAAAUUUGCUUACCUGCUUCCUAUAUGUGGACCUUCCCCUGGCUCCCAACUCUUUACCUGACUGCAUCCUGUAGGUGUCAGUUGGGCAUCACUUCCUCAGGAAAGCCUUCUCUGAAUCCCUAAACUAGGUUGUGUCUCUCUCCCCAUUCCGUUUCCUAGCGCCUACCACCCAUAGAUUUAAUUGCUUGGUUAAUUGGCUAUUGUUCCUUUUAUUUAUUUUUAUUUUUUAUUUUUUAUUUUUUUGCGGUACGCGGGCCUCUCACUGUUGUGGCCUCUCCCGUUGCGGAGCACAGGCUCCGGACGCGCAGGCUCAGCGGCCAUGGCUCACGGGCCCAGCUGCUCCGCGGCAUGUGGGAUCUUCCCGGGCCGGGGCAUGAACCCGUGUCCCCUGCAUCGGCAGGCGGACUCUCAAACACUGCGCCACCAGGGAAGCCCCUAUUGUUCCUUUUAGAAUGUGAGCUGGAGAACUAUGCAUAUUUUGUUCCUGACUAUGUUUCUAGCAUUAUACAGAACAAUGUUCAAUAAACAUUUAUAGAACUAAGAAUGAAUGAAUGCAUAUCUCUAGUCUUCCCACUAGAAGCUGAACUCCUCACUAACUUGUGUGGGGCAUGGGAUGCACUUAAUUUUUUGUUGAAUAAAUGGGUGAAUGAAUGAUCAGCUCUUUUCAAGAUCAUCUAUUUUAUUAUAGUUAAAAAAUUGUACUUUCUCAUUUGUUUUACCAUCUGCAAGAACUUGCUAGCAGAAGAGUGGCAGCAGGCCCCAAUGUUUUAAAAAGAUUUGGGGAUGCAAACCUUAAAUCCUGAGGCUGGAGAAUUCUCUUUUAACCUCCCAUGGUACGUUUUAGCCCCGGAGCCCUCUGUGGGUGGCAGCAUGCUUUGGGAGGCCCUCCUGCUUACGCCCUGUGUCCGUUUCUCCUGGCCAGAGCCUGGCUACCCAGUGGCCCCGCUGCUCCCAUGGAUCCGCUGAACCUGUCCUGGUACGAUGACGAUCUGGAGAGCCGGAACUGGAGCCGGCCCUUCAACGGGUCCGAAGGGAAAGCCGACAGGCCCCACUACAACUACUACGCCAUGCUGCUAACCCUGCUCAUUUUCGUCAUCGUCUUCGGCAACGUGCUGGUGUGCAUGGCCGUGUCCCGCGAGAAGGCGCUGCAGACCACCACCAACUACCUGAUCGUCAGCCUCGCUGUGGCCGACCUCCUGGUGGCCACGCUCGUCAUGCCCUGGGUGGUCUACCUGGAGGUGGUGGGCGAGUGGAAAUUCAGCAGGAUCCACUGUGAUAUCUUUGUCACUCUGGACGUCAUGAUGUGCACAGCAAGCAUCCUGAACCUGUGUGCCAUCAGCAUCGACAGGUACACAGCCGUGGCCAUGCCCAUGCUCUACAACACGCGCUACAGCUCCAAGCGCCGAGUCACCGUCAUGAUCACCAUCGUCUGGGUCCUGUCCUUCACCAUCUCCUGCCCGCUGCUCUUCGGACUCAACAACACAGACCAGAACGAAUGCAUCAUCGCCAACCCCGCCUUCGUGGUCUACUCCUCCAUCGUCUCCUUCUACGUGCCCUUCCUCGUCACCCUGCUGGUCUACAUCAAGAUCUACAUCGUCCUCCGCAGGCGGCGCAAGCGGGUCAACACUAAGCGCAGCAGCCGGGCUUUCAGGGCCAACCUGAAGGCCCCGCUCAAGGGCAACUGCACUCACCCUGAGGACAUGAAACUCUGCACCGUUAUCAUGAAGUCUAAUGGGAGUUUCCCUGUGAACAGGCGGAGAGUGGAGGCUGCCCGCCGAGCCCAGGAACUGGAAAUGGAGAUGCUCUCCAGCACCAGCCCGCCCGAGAGGACCCGGUACAGCCCCAUCGCGCCCAGCCACCACCAGCUGACCCUCCCCAACGCAUCCCACCACGGCCUCCACAGCACACCUGACAGUCCUGCCAAACCAGAGAAGAACGGACAUGCCAAAGACCACACCAGGAUUGCCAAGUUCUUUGAGAUCCAGACCAUGCCCAACGGCAAAACCCGGACCUCUCUCAAGACCAUAAGCCGCAGGAAGCUCUCCCAGCAGAAGGAGAAGAAGGCCACCCAGAUGCUCGCCAUAGUUCUCGGCGUGUUCAUCAUCUGCUGGCUGCCCUUCUUCAUCACCCACAUCCUGAACAUACACUGUGACUGCAACAUCCCACCCGUCCUGUACAGCGCCUUCACGUGGCUGGGCUAUGUCAACAGCGCCGUGAACCCCAUCAUCUACACCACCUUCAACAUUGAGUUCCGCAAGGCCUUCCUGAAGAUCCUACACUGCUGACCCAGCUGCCCACCUGCACAGCAGCCUGCUUCCCAACUCCCUGCCCAGCGGCCCUGCCUCGGGCCCUGGGAGCCGUGGGCAGGGUGACACGGGGCAGACUCGGCCUUCUCCUCGCCCGCAGGCCCUGCGGCGUUAGCUUGGCUCCACGGCCCUCACUGACCGUACACCCUCGCUCUACCAGGGCAGUGCUAGAGAGCCAGGCACGGUGCCAGCCCUCGGGCCGGACCCCUGGCUCAGAGGCAGCUCACGGAGCCCCCUCCCACUUCCAGACCCUCUCUCCUUGGCACCAAAGACACAGCCGCCUUCUCUGACCUUUCUCUGGGGCUCUGGGGUUGCUGGGCCAGUGUCAAAGCUCAGAGGCCAUGCUGGCCUGGUCUUCACAAGGCCUGUGCUGGAGCGGGCAGUGGGGAGCGAUGGACAGUUCACACCCCCCAAGGCCUACACCAGGGAAGCCAGAGCUCUUGCCAAGGCCCCAGGCAACUUCAGGCCAGGGAGACCCAUGUACAUACCAGGUCUGGAUGGACCCCAGAGAAGCCCAAGCCCAAAACUUCACCCCUUCUCCCCCACCGAGCCUGGCAGGAGCUGCUACUUCCAUCCACAGCAGUGGGUCCCGACCCCACCCAGCUCCCCGUGAGGUUUCCAUACUCCAAGAGCCCAGGAGGGUCUGCGGGGAGAGGACCACCCCUAUCCCAAGCCCACUCUGCUGCCCCCCUGAUGGAUGUGGGUGCCUCUCUGUAGCACAUGUCGGGCCAACCUGGGAGAGCUGGCAGGGAAGGUGGGCACAUGACAUGUUUGGGGCUUGGUUGGGGGUGUCUGAGGUCCUAUGGGAGACUGCUCCUGACACCCUCUGCCGCAAACCACGUCCUUCUCUCUUCCUUCCGCCUCUCCACUCUCCAGUCCUCUUGUCCCCUUCUUUCCACUGCCUCCGCCUUAGAGGAGCCCAUGGCUAAGCGGCUGCUGAAUACCGUUCGGCCUGCUCUGGCCCUGCCAGAGGGAGUAGGGGAAGCUGCAGCUUGGGGGAGCCCCCAGGCCCCAAACUCUGUAACAUCACUACACAUGCUCCAAACUAAUAAAACUUUGACAAGAGUCACAUGCAGGGCCCCUCAAGCGGAGGGUGCAGUGUCACCUCCAGUCUCUGCACCCGGUGUGGCCAAAGGUCCGUGUCUGUGCUGGGGGUCAGAGUUGGAGAGCCUUUCUGCAGACCCUCCAGAGAAGGUGGCCCUGGCCCCCAUCAGCGGGUACAGGACUUUGGGGGAAAGGAGGAGAGGAGCUGCUGCAGGAGGGCCAAGGAGAAGACGUGUGUGCCUGUGUGUUUCUCCCCUCAUCCAGUCCUCUCCUCCUGAGGGACGUGAGCGCUCUCAGAGCUGCAGUUGGGUGGUCCUGAUCUUCAACCACCAGCCAAGAUGGAAGGGGAGAACGUUUCCAGUAGCCCACGGGUCCCCUCAUUGCCAGAGCAGCAGGGUCCUACCAGAGGCAAGCCAGGCUAUCCCCACUUCCCUUCUCCUCCUCUCCAGGUCCUGGCACCUCUGCAGGCCCAGUCCUUAGCCCUGCUCGUCCACCAGGGCAGAGAAGGCUCUGUGGGAAAGGUGGCCUUCGAGGUGCGGCUGUGCCCACGUCUGUGUCUGCCCCUUCCCCUGUCUCGCAUCAGGACCCCCUUCCUCCGGGGCAGGCGGGGAGGCCCUGCGUAACGUGGCCUGGUGUCCUCCUGCCUCUUGGGCUCCAGACCAGUCGCAGCUCCAAGCCUUCUGGGGCCAUGACUUGGCACUGACCCAACAACAGAAAUUUGGCUUUUUAAAAAUGAAAUGUAAAUCAACCCAGUGAAGGAGGAAUAUUCUUACCACCUUGAGAAUAACAGCGGUGAUAACAAACAAGGUGCUGGCACCCACGGGCUCAGGCUCCGGGGAGCUGUCAGGGCAUAAUUUGCAUGCUAAAUACAAUAUUUUUAGCACCAAAGUUUGGAGCACUUAACUUGCCCUGAACACUUAAUUAUGGACUUUGAUCUUCUCCCUGAACCUGAAUGUAGCACGAAGCCCUGGGAGAGGCUCCUGUCCCCAGAAUACACGAUUCCAGAAGGUGGGCAAAACAGGCUCCUGGUCUAGCUGGAACGGGGGGUCAAUCACCCAGUGACCCCCUCCUGCGGAAGGCACCAGACCCCCAAGGGGGCUAGAACCCCCCCCGAGACCUGUCAGCUCUGUUACCCACCCCAUAGCCAAGGCGCGCAUGUGCACGCGUGCACACACACACAGAUACACGCACACACACACGCACACACAUGCACACACACACUCAGUCUAUGAAUGAUCUUGACCUGGAUGGGAGCUUAAAAGCUCAUCAUUAGAAAUCUCAGGAAGUCACAUAGGUUUAUUAGCUGUGGGAGUUGUAAGAGAUGACGAAAGGAUGGAGAGAGAAGAAGAGAAGAAGGGAGGGAGGGAGGGAGGGAGGAAGGAAGGAAGGAGGGAGGGAGGAGGGAAGGAGGGAGGGAAGGAAGGAAGGAGGGAAGGAAGGAAGGAAGGAGGGAGGGAGGGAGGGAGGGAGGAGGGAAGGCAGCCUGAAAGCAGUUUGGGAAGAGCACUGACAGGGAGCAGAGGGGAAGAGGGCAGGCAGGGGCGGGAGGCGGGGCAGGGAAAGUUGCCCACAGCUGUCAUGAAGCUUCA
Messenger RNA from Orcinus orca (killer whale), 5712 nucleotides. RefSeq names its product dopamine receptor D2 (gene DRD2). The record is from RefSeq and is a predicted model, not a curated record. The transcript is spliced from 7 exons. Gene Ontology annotation, cellular component: glutamatergic synapse; presynaptic membrane. Gene Ontology annotation, molecular function: G protein-coupled receptor activity; dopamine neurotransmitter receptor activity, coupled via Gi/Go. The coding region runs from base 1604 to 3058 and encodes 484 amino acids. Lineage: Eukaryota; Metazoa; Chordata; Mammalia; Artiodactyla; Delphinidae. Gene Ontology annotation, biological process: adenylate cyclase-activating adrenergic receptor signaling pathway; adenylate cyclase-inhibiting dopamine receptor signaling pathway.